Molecule: messenger RNA, 1669 nt
Organism: Raphanus sativus (radish)
Lineage: Eukaryota; Viridiplantae; Streptophyta; Magnoliopsida; Brassicales; Brassicaceae
Exons: 4
Coding region: 220-672 (150 amino acids)
Biological process (GO): negative regulation of transcription by RNA polymerase II; positive regulation of transcription by RNA polymerase II
Cellular component (GO): transcription regulator complex; nucleus
Source: RefSeq, a predicted model, not a curated record
UAUGUUUCAUCUAGCACAAAAUAUCUUGAGAACUUUCAACUAGUUCAAUUUCAUCACUUUCACUGGUAAACUGAUUGAGAUUAACUGAUAUUGGACCUGAUAGGUUUACUCUUUCGUUUUUUUUCUUCUUUUUGUUGUUGUUAAGAGGCUGGUAAUCGAUGCCGCACUUAACCCCGGUUGGACACUAAUCCACAAACAUGAGUGGUUCGUUUUAGCUUGAUGGCUGCAACUGCUGCAUUGUCAUAUCUAGGAACAACAUCUCCUCUCUACAUUAAGACUACAAGCUAUGUAUCUCCGCUGCGUAUGUCUCCUUGCCUUGAGUUGGUGAGGACCUCGCCAAACGCCAUGGCAGCAAACUCAAGUGCUGUUUUUAACCAGAUGGAGGACAGUCUUCAUGUUUGCUGGAGGUUCUUAACAUGGUUUACUUUGAUCACUGCUCAUGUACUCACAUCUAUCAUCUAUCACUCCUUUUGUGCUCGGCGGCACGAAGAGCUUCUUCUCCGCAGACUAAUUGCUCCUCAGGUGAACCAGUUGUUUCAGGUUGCACUGAAAUGCCAGAGCACAAUCUUGGAGAGUGGGUCAGAUGGAGUUUCUAAGCAGGAUUUACAGUCAAAAAUAGUAACAUGGUCUUGGGAGCAGGACGGAAGAUAUCUGAAGUUGUCAAGAGCAUGAAGGAUCUCAUGAACUUCACUGGCGACCACAAGAUAGGCCCUAUUGAGGGGUUGAAACGGCUUUUUGAACAGACAGCGACAGUAAAGCUCGAGAGACAGAAAAUGCAAGAGAUGAAGCUAUUAUGAAUGGGUCAUCUCAAUCUCAGAUGGCGUUAACUGCAGGAACGAUGAAGGCCUAGCUGGCAACAACAACAAUCACCAUCAAGUUGUUGGUCGUGGAGCUAUGAAUGGCUCAGCUCAAGCCGCAGCAGCUCUGACCAACUACCAAAGCAUGCUUAUGAGGCAAAAUGCUAUCAAUAACCCAAACUCUCUAGUCAGAGCCAGAGUCCAUCUUCUUCGUCUCAUCAGAGGCAGAACUUACCAACAAGUGGAUUUCCCAGCUCUCCCCAGAUGCAACAGCAGCAGCAGCGCACCAUGAAGGGCGCUCUCAACACGCUUCAGCAGAAUCCUGCUCAUCAUUUUGCUGCAACCACCACAUCCACAUGGUAACAAUCAGGAGCAGCAGAUGCUUCAACAGCUGUUUGUUGCAGGAGAUAUCUGAAAACGGAGGAAAGUUGCAACAGCAACAAUCCUUUACAGGUCAAAGUGGUGGCAACAAUAAUGCAGAGAGAAAACCCAACUGGCUCCACUUCCAACAUCUCAGGAGGAGGCCGAGUUCCAAGCCGCAACAACAGUUUCAAAUCAGCUUCAAACAGCAACCUUCAUUUAUCAGAAGAUAUACCUAUCACAGAACUACCUCAUGAUUUCUCAGAGGACUUCUUCAACAACAGCAUUGUUACUUUUGACAUAACACAAUGAAGAAGGUUUUAUGCUUAAUCUGCCGCAUUUAGGUUGUUUGGGUCUUUUGUAUAGAAACCAAAGAGAUAUGGAAGCAAUGAAGGAAACUGUUAUCUGUUGUAAGUUGUAACCUAUAUAGUGAUAGUAUGAUGAGGUCUUAGGUUAUAAUCUCUGCAGACAUUUUCAAGUAAUGCUAUUCUUUUCUAUGCUCAUACACAUUC